CUAUGCAAGUGUGACCGUUUGUUGACUGUGAGCAUAUGUCACGCGAUAGUACUGUGACACUGGUUUUUGUUGACUUCCAGUUCUCCUUUGACAAAGUAAUGAUUUAAGACGGGUCACAGUGAAUGUCUGAGCGGUACAUAUUAUAUAGGUUCAUGGAGAUCAUUGAAUACAACUGGGACGUGUUUCAGUCAUAUUAACGAUUUGAACUCUCUCUAAUUAAGAAUAAUUGAGUUAGUCAAGAAUGUCUAACAAAAGGGAUGCCAAUGAGAGCACCCCUCUGUUGGACUCUGGGAACAUACCUUCACCACAACCAUCAGUUUUCGAGGGAAGAAGACUAGCAUGUGCAGCCAUCCUGCUAGCUGAAUCAUUAGAAAGGAUUGCUUUCUAUGGCAUCACAUCCAAUCUUGUCCUUUUUCUCAAUGGUAGUCCCUUUUAUUGGCAGGGCACCCAGGCGAGCCAGACACCUCUGAUGUUCAUGGGAGUAACAUACCUGAUUUCACCAUUUGGAGGCUGGUUGGCAGAUGCAUACCUUGGGAAAUUCUGGACUAUUGCUUCAAGUUUGAUCCUAUAUUUUCUUGGCAUGCUAUUUUUCCCUUUCAUCUCAAAUGAAGAUACCAUGACACAGCUAUGUGGAGACGAAGGGGCAUUUCCUGUGCAACCUGCUGAAUGUAUGAGCACAAACAGUACCCUUUCAAGCAAUGUAACCUGCCCCAUCCGUGCCCCAUAUUGUGGCCCGGUGAUCUACAGUAGCCUUUUUUUAAUUGCAUUAGGAGUGGGUACCGUGAAGUCCAACAUCACUCCAUUUGGGGCAGAUCAGGUCAAAGACAGAGGACCCGAGGCCACGCGCCGAUUCUUCAACUGGUUCUACUGGUGCAUCAAUUUGGGAGCCAUCCUGUCUCUGGGAGGUGUGGCCUACAUCCAGCAAAACUACAGUUUUUGGGUUGGCUACACCAUUCCCACCGUGUGCCUCGGGAUAUCCUUCAUUGUCUUCCUCCUGGGCCGUACUGUCUUCAUCACCAAGCCCGCUGAUGGCAGCGCCUUCACAGACAUGUUCAGGAUCCUGGGCUCUGCAUGCUGCUCCAAGAAACCAAAGGAGCCAAACCUUCUCCGCAACAAGCCAACAUUGCUCGACAGUGCCAAAGUAUCCUAUGGAGGAAAAUAUCCAGAAGAGAAAGUAGAAGAAGUGAAAUCCCUGGUGAAAGUCCUCCCAGUUUUCUUUGCUCUUAUCCCAUACUGGACUGUGUACUUCCAGAUGCAGACAACGUACAUCCUGCAGGGCCUCCAUCUGAGGAUUCCUGAUAGUACGUCAGAUGUCACCCCUGGCUCCAAGGUGACGUUCCGCUUCCCUGCAGCCUGGCUCACCAUGUUUGACGCAGUGCUCAUCCUCAUGCUGAUUCCCCUUAAGGACAAAGUGGUGGACCCCAUCCUGAAACGCCGCGGCCUGCUGCCUUCCUCUCUGAAGAGGAUCGCAGUGGGGAUGUUCUUUGUUAUGUUUUCGGCCGUGGCGGCGGGUAUUUUGGAAACAAAACGCCUGGAGAUCAUCAAAUCAAAGGGUACCAUUGACCAGGUGCUUGGCAAUGUUACCUACCACGCUGCAGAUUUACCCAUAUGGUGGCAAGUGCCUCAGUAUGUGCUGAUAGGAAUCAGCGAAAUCUUUGCCAGCAUUGCAGGUCUGGAGUUUGCCUAUUUUGCAGCCCCCAAGUCCAUGCAGAGUGCCAUCAUGGGACUUUUCUUUUUCUUCUCUGGGAUUGGCUCCUUCGUGGGCUCUGGUUUGUUGGCUAUUGUCUCCCUCAAGGCGAUUGGCUGGAUGUCAUCCCACAAAGACUUUGGUAAGAGAUCACAGUAA
Notothenia coriiceps (black rockcod) is the source of this 1846-nucleotide messenger RNA. RefSeq names its product solute carrier family 15 member 4 (gene slc15a4). Gene Ontology annotation, biological process: oligopeptide transport; transmembrane transport. NCBI's taxonomy places the organism in Eukaryota, Metazoa, Chordata, Actinopteri, Perciformes, Nototheniidae. The record is from RefSeq and is a predicted model, not a curated record. Gene Ontology annotation, molecular function: transmembrane transporter activity. Gene Ontology annotation, cellular component: membrane. Bases 242 to 1846 code for a protein of 534 amino acids. The transcript has 8 exons.